AUGAGUUCCAACUCUGAUGAUGUCCAUCGGAUCAUGGACGAAAGCUCAGCCUGUUUUCGCCCGAAGCGAGAGAGGUCUCGUGGACUGCGUCAACCUGAACGUCGUAUAAAAGCCAAACGACUGCCGUACAGCUGGAUUCAGCCGUCCUCU
Messenger RNA from Protopolystoma xenopodis, 150 nucleotides. The record is from the annotation of a GenBank genome assembly. Lineage: Eukaryota; Metazoa; Platyhelminthes; Monogenea; Polystomatidea; Polystomatidae.